AUGGUAGGGGUUUUAUUAGAGAGGCAUCCAAACGCUAAAUUAUCGCGAUUGUUGGAAACGUUGGCCUUCGAAUUCGUCCAAGCUCAAACGCGUGACUUUCUCGAACCGAAACCCCACUCCAUCCCCUUAGUCCUCGCGUUCUUCCUCUUCCUCACAUGGAUCCCCCUUCGAGUGCAGCACGUCGCCCACAAACUCCUCCACUCCUCCGCCUCCGACCUUCGCGACGCCGCCGCCAGCCUUGUCCGCUUCCUCCCCUCACGCGCCGCCAAGGACAACCACGACUGGCUCUUCGACCCCAUGACGCUGGCCCUUGCUUCCGGCCUCAAAGGUACAAAUCAAACAAAUCACGUGCGCCUCGCUUCAUAUGUGAGAAAUUCGAGCCAAGAAAUUGAGAGGGAAUCACAGACACCACGAUUGUAACGAGACUUUCCUCGUUUGGGACGAUGCC
Cajanus cajan (pigeon pea) is the source of this 448-nucleotide messenger RNA. The record is from RefSeq and is a predicted model, not a curated record. Lineage: Eukaryota; Viridiplantae; Streptophyta; Magnoliopsida; Fabales; Fabaceae.